AAGCACAAUGCCGGCUCUGGCUCUGCUUUCCUCAUUCCACACCUUGCCAAACGUGCACGCAGAAAGGAGAGGCGCAACUUAGGCAGCAUCGCCCCUGGCGGCUUUGCCGACGGUGGUGGUGGGGUCGGUAGCGGUACAGAAGAGGACAAUGAGGAUUCUUGGCCAUAUUCAGGUGAGCGGCUCUCCCCUCCUCUCUCCCCCUUUUCCGCUUCUCUGAACGCUUGACAACGCUGAAUUGCAGAGAUUGGCCAGGCGCUGCUCAAGAAGCAUGACGAAGCUGUAGCGCGCUCCGCCAAAAUCGAAACAGACUACGGUGCGCAGCGCGAUGCUCUGAUGAGUAAGCUGUCCUCCAGCAUCAAAGAGUCCUCCUCGCUGCAACGCCAACUUGCGCAAUCCAACUUGAACCUGGAAGCAGCCGACUCGUCCAACCGCAUUCUGCUGCAUGAACUCGACGAAGUCCGCAAUGCACUUUCCAAAACGCGAAAAGAGCAUGCCAAGUGCGCGCUCACCGUGGCGAGAGCCGAAAAGCUCAGCAAGGAGCUCGAAGAUGUCCGGCAAGAGAGCAUCGCCAUGCGCAAACGCGAAGAGGCAAGCACUUCGCUCGCUAAGCGCAUCGGCAGGCGCAAUGAAGAGCUUGUCGAGCAGCUGAAGCGCAAGGUGGAAGAGCUCGAGGUGCUCAGCCGCAGGGACCGGCCAGUAGAUGUCGGCAGCGACGCAAUAGAGCGCGCAAAGGAGCGCCUGCGCAUGGGUGCAGAUGUUCGUGGCAGCGGUGGCGCAAAGGUUAUGCGAGCAGAAAUGGAAGCGACUGAGGAUGCAUACCAGGAAAUGCUGCAGAUGUUAGUACAGGAGAGCGAAUCUCUCAAGGAAGAGAAUCGCUAUCUGAAAGAGAUGCUCGAGGCCAAGAACGAAGAGACCGCCGUGCUCAAGGAGGCACAGAUGCCACGCUCAUUUGGAUCCACGCACGGCGCUCAUCGACGCAGCCUCAACUUGGCGACUUCAGCCAGCGUCGCUUCGCCUACCACUGUGUAUUCGCCUGCUGCGACCGCAUACAACGACAGUGCACCGCUUGGAGAUGAACUGAUGGCUGCCGCGGCUACUGCCCAUACCGUGUCAAGUGCGGUUGGUCAGCAGCAGCAGCAGAAAAGGACGGACAGUCCAAAGCCGGCACUGCUCGUGUCACCGCCCAGUCGCACUUCCUUGCUGCCCGAUAUGCCGAGAGCGCCAACACUGGCGUCCAAUGCAAGCGACCGCAGCUCAACCAAGGAGAAGGAAGGUGGCGACGACGACUCAGAAUAUGCAGCAGGUACUGGUGUUGCUGCAGCUGCUGCCUCUCCUGCUCCAGCGCAGACGCAGGCGCUGUCCGACUUGUCCUCGCAGCUCUCCCGCAAGGGCUCUCUCCUCCCUCGCAGUGGAGAGAAAGACACGCGCACGCAGCAGCUGAGCAACCUGCUCGACUCUGUGCAGCGCCUUUUCACGCGCCUCUCCACCGCCGACGUCAAUACGCUCAGUCGGCGCUUGCAGCGCCAGCACUUGACAGGCGACGUCGGACAUCUGGCGCGCACGACGCUUAACUCGAUCAUGCGCGAUGUCGAGGGAUUGCGCGAGCACUUCCGCCGCCUUGUGGAGCAGGAGGCACGAACGAGGGACAAGGAGAAAGAUAAGGAGAGGGAGGACUGCGGAUCCAGCACGACCAGUGGCAGCAACAACAAAGCAGAUGGCGGCAGUGGCUCGUCGGAGAGCUUGCUUGCGCGCAGAGAGUUUUUUGCGCUGAUCAAGACGUUCAAGGAUCUAUUCGUUGAGAUCGGCAGACUGAGGACGUGCGUCAAUGAAGUACAUCUACAGCCGAGUCACGCGGCCAAGUUGCUGCAGGAACACCUUGGUCUCGAACCCAUGGAAGAGAGAGGCCUGUUGCCUGGAGCUGAGUGGCUCAGCAAGAUGUGGGCGGGUGCCUCGGCACCUCUCGGCGGUGGUGGAAGUGCUAGUGCUGGCGCUGGGGUCGCGGGUAAGGCAGGCAACACUACCUUGUCUGCCGGGUCCGGGUUGCAAGGUGCCUCAACAGGAGAAAUCGAGCGCGCCGCCGCGAACUCUCCGCUGGCUGCUACCCAAUCUUUUGCAACCAGGGCCGUGACAUUGCGCGGCGGCGCUUCCGUACGAGCUGCGCCGCGUGCCGAGGCAUCUGUUGUCUCUACCACAGCCGUUGCCGUUGCCGUUGCCGCGAACAGCGCGCCAGCGAACGAGGCUGCUGCCUCAUCCCCUUCAGGAUCGACCGACCCAUCCGAUCCGACGUCACUCAAUCAGCCGCGGCUGCGCCCCAAUCCGAAUCUCGGCCGCAAGUCGCUGACGCGCGUCCAGUCGCGCAACCUCAGCGGCCUCUUCGCGGGCUCUGUCGCCCUCUCCAGCCCGACUGCGGGCGGGUGGGACCUAGUGGACAGGCGAGAAGCGAGCAGCGCAGGUACGAGCGCAAGCGCAGCGCUCUCAGCGAACGCUAGGCUCGGAGCGGGCUUGAUUCCAAAUCGAGGUGGGCCGAUGCAGCGCCCUCUGUCGCGUAUCGUCGAUGACGACGAGGUCAGCUUGCACCACGGCAGGUCGGGGCAUGGUGGCUCAAGAGCAGAUGAUGAUGGGUUUAGAGGGGCGCUGCUGGAGCGGACCUUGCGGCCUCGUGGUCUUUCUGACUCGAGCAUCCACUCAACCUUUGUGGAACACGGUGAUGCGAGUGCCUCAGGCACAUCAGCCACGCUUGCCGCUAGCGCAGCUGCAACAGCAACCAGGCCCUCGCCCAUCUCGCGCCUGAUCACCGCGUCUAGCUUGGCAUUGCAAGUCUCUUCCUCUGGUGCACAUGCCACCGCACGGGCCAUCCGGGCCGACGAAGUGGCGAGGACGGACUCGCCGGCGUUGUCGGAGGACUCGGCGUCUACGACAGGUAUCUUCAGCGGCUUUGGUCCAAGCGCUAGCGAAGGCAAGCGAGGUGGAGACGCUGUGAACACCUCGAGCAGCAGUAGCACCGACGGCAGCAAGGCGCCGUCCAGCUCGACCGCUUCUUUCUUCCCUUCGCUCGCUUCGUUGCGGCCGACAGCCAGCUUGGCCAUCCUGGGCCUCUCGCGCACAGGCGCAGCAGGAGAAGCAACUGGAGCUCAGAGCUCGUCCACGUUGACAAACACGUCUUUCUCGACGUCCCCUUCGACCUCCGCUCACGCUUCGACGUCACUCCUCGCUCCUUCAUCGCCUGUGGACAAGCAGAUGGGGAGCAGCGCUAGCAGUACGGCCAAGGAGAUUGCGAUGCCGAGCAGGAAGGGGGCGCGCCAUGCGCGCAAGUCUUCGAUCGGAGACCAGGCACUCAGCCAGAGUUACGCUUACAAGACGAUGCAUCGCACUCAAUUUUGAUGAAAUCGAGAGCUGCGAGAGCGAUCAAAAGGGGCUUGCAUGUUCGUCAGCGUACAUGCAGUUAGUGUACCUCGUAUUUGCAAGCAAGUGGGUGCGCAAAGAUGGAGAAUGAGAGAUGUAUGAGAACACCCAUUUAGAGCGAGCCCAGCUAAGAGUACAACAACGUUAGACAAAGCAUUAGGUUUUGCUCUUGAGGUUGGUCGCACGCAUCAUUCUUUGACCGCUGCGAUGAAUUGCCUUAUCACAUCCUCUGACAGGAAACCACUGAAUUGCUUGACGCGCUUGCCCUUGUGGAAGCCAAUGACGGUGGGCACGGCGGAAAUGCGGAACGCGCCAGCGAG
This is a messenger RNA of Tilletiaria anomala UBC 951, 3722 nucleotides long. RefSeq lists its product as uncharacterized. The record is from RefSeq and is a predicted model, not a curated record. The coding region runs from base 334 to 3381 and encodes 1015 amino acids. The transcript has 2 exons. NCBI's taxonomy places the organism in Eukaryota, Fungi, Basidiomycota, Exobasidiomycetes, Georgefischeriales, Tilletiariaceae.